AUGAACGCUGUCUCGCGGCCCGACGAGAUCAAGACGAUCGGACAGGCGAAGGACGAGCAGCUCGGCAUGACGGACAAGACGGAUUACUUCUCCGUGUGCGCCACCAUCUUGUACAUCAAGCAGGAGACGUUCUCGUACCCCGCCUGUCCCGGCGAGGGUUGCAACAAGAAGCUCAUCGACGAGGGUGCCGAGUGGCGUUGCGAGAAGUGCAACCGAACGUACCCCGGCCCGGUGCACCGGUACAUUCUGCAGAUGAACGUGAUCGACCACACGGGCUCGUUCUGGAUCACGGGCUUCAACGAGGUCGGCGAGCAGAUCAUGGGCGUCUCCGCCAACGAGCUGUUCAAGCUCAAGCAAGAGUCGGACCCCGAGGCCGAGAAGUACUUUACGCGGGCGGCCGGCCGCGAGUGGGACUUUAAGAUCAUGGCCAAGCAGGACUUCUUCAACGACACGGCGCGCGUGCGCUACCAAGCCCGCUCGUGCGCGCCCAUCAACUACGCCCAGAGCUCGCAGGCGCUCGUCGACAAGAUUGAGGCAAUGGCCGUCUAA
Trichosporon asahii var. asahii CBS 2479 is the source of this 549-nucleotide messenger RNA. RefSeq names its product damaged DNA binding protein. Bases 1 to 549 code for a protein of 182 amino acids. The transcript has a single exon. NCBI's taxonomy places the organism in Eukaryota, Fungi, Basidiomycota, Tremellomycetes, Trichosporonales, Trichosporonaceae. The record is from RefSeq and is a predicted model, not a curated record.